Messenger RNA from Teleopsis dalmanni, 1257 nucleotides. RefSeq names its product probable ATP-dependent RNA helicase ddx17. Gene Ontology annotation, molecular function: RNA binding; ATP binding. NCBI's taxonomy places the organism in Eukaryota, Metazoa, Arthropoda, Insecta, Diptera, Diopsidae. The coding region runs from base 1 to 1257 and encodes 418 amino acids. The transcript is spliced from 3 exons. The record is from RefSeq and is a predicted model, not a curated record.
AUGUCUGAUUGGGAAGAUGAUUCGGAACCGAGUACACACGAAAGAAGUAAGCCUAAAACUUAUACUGAAUCUCGUAGAAGCCAGCAAGAUAGUUACUUUCCUUUUCUGGAACGUGUUUCUGGAAACCCAACAUAUAUUGGUGCUUUAAUUGGACGGAGUGGAUCAAAUAUAAAAAAAAUACAAUCCGAUUUUAAUGUUCGGGUUCAGAUUGAAGAACAGACCAAAGAUAUUACUGUUAAAGGUCGUUAUAGAGAAGAUGUCGACGAAGCUAUUAAAGUUAUUAGUAAAAUUAUGUCUGGAGAAGACUCAAAAUUUAACGGCACAUCAAGUCGUGACAUGCACACUAAACGUAAAGCUGAUUACGGUAAAUCUGAAUAUGAUAAAAGAGAUUACAAUCGUGGUAAAGCUGAAUAUGGUAAAUCUGAAUAUGAUAAAAGAGAUUACAAUCGUGGUAAAGCUGAUUAUGGUAAAUCUGAAUAUGAUGAAAGAGAUUAUAGACGUGGUAAAGCUAAUUAUGGUAAAUCUGAAUAUGAUAAAAGAGAUAACAAUCGUAAUAGCAAUUCUCAAAAUCGGUACAGUAACAAUGAAUAUUAUUCCGGAAAUGACGAAUUUGAACCGAUUGAUUGGACAGCUGCAAAUAGCAGAGCUGAACAGAAAAAUGAUACGGACUCGAAGUAUUCGUUUCCUAAAAAUGAUUAUUCUUUUGGAAAUGAUGAUUUUGAACCAAUCGAUUGGGCAGCUGCAAAUCGUAACGCUGAAGAAUCUCGUAAAGCGCGAUGGGCAAAUGCUCCAAAACUGACAAAAGAUUUUUAUCGUGAAGAGUCAGAAGUUGCUAAUAUGACGAUGAAGGAUGUGAAUGAGUUGCGUCUUUCUAACAAUAACAUUACCGUUUCUCGACUCAUAACAAGUAAAGAUGAAAAGUUUGAUGACAUUCCUAAUCCAGUUUGGAAAUUCAAGCAAUGUUUUAAAGAUUAUCCUGAUCUUCUGGAAGAGAUUAAUAAACAGAACUUUACUGAACCCUCUCCAAUACAGAAGCAAGCAUGGCCUAUAUUAUUAAAAGGAGAAGAUUUGAUAGGUAUAGCCCAAACAGGCACAGGUAAAACCUUAGCAUUUUUGCUUCCAGCUCUGAUUCAUACUGAUGGUCAACCGAAACCUCGCAACGGUCCGAACAUAUUAGUACUGGCACCAACGCGAGAAUUAGCACUACAAAUAGAAAAAGAAGUAAACAAAUACUCGUUCCGUGGAAUGAAAGCGUAA